Eurypyga helias (sunbittern) is the source of this 1459-nucleotide messenger RNA. Its product is annotated as N-acetylated-alpha-linked acidic dipeptidase 2-like. Bases 53 to 1459 code for a protein of 468 amino acids. The transcript is spliced from 13 exons. NCBI's taxonomy places the organism in Eukaryota, Metazoa, Chordata, Aves, Eurypygiformes, Eurypygidae. Gene Ontology annotation, molecular function: carboxypeptidase activity. The record is from RefSeq and is a predicted model, not a curated record.
GGAGGAAGGCAGCUGCUUGCCUGCCCUCCUGGCAGCCUGCAAAGUUGCCGGUAUGGCCAGGAGCAAGGCCACCCUCUGCAGAUGGCUUGGCUGCCCUGGGCUGCUGGGCUGUUUCUUGCUGGGCUUUCUGGUAGGAUGGUUUACAAAACUGACCGAAAGAAACCCUAGCUCUUCAAAUGUCUACCAAAAUGUGAGACAGAAUCUUGUGGCUGAAAUGAAAGCAGAAAACAUCAAACAAUUCCUUCGCUCAUUUACCAAGUUGCCUCACCUCGCAGGAACUGAACAGAAUCUUCUUCUUGCCAAACAAAUUCAAGGCCAGUGGAAGGAAUUUGGAUUGGAUUCAGCAGAACUUGUUCAUUAUGAUGUUCUUCUUUCGUACCCAAAUGAAAAGCAGCCAAACUACAUCUCAUUAAUUGUUGAUCAUGGGAAUGAGAUUUUCAACACAUCAUUGUUUGAACCACCUCCACAGGGCUAUGAAAAUGUUACCGAUAUACUGCCACCUUAUAAUGCCUUUUCAGCACAAGGAGUGCCAGAGGCAGAUCUGGUAUAUGUGAAUUAUGGCCGCACUGAAGAUUUUUUUAAGCUGGAGCGUGAAAUGGGAAUUAACUGUACAGGAAAGAUUGUCAUUGCCAGAUAUGGGAAGAUCUUCAGAGGAAACAAAGUUAAAAAUGCCAUGUUAGCAGGAGCCCAAGGGAUCAUACUUUAUUCAGACCCUGCUGACUACUGUGCCCCAGGAGUAGGUGCUUAUCCAGAUGGCUGGAAUCUUCCAGGAGGAGGAGCCCAGCGUGGGAAUGUGUUAAACCUGAAUGGAGCUGGGGAUCCCCUGACACCAGGUUAUCCUGCAAAAGAGUACACUUUCAGGUAUAAAGUUAAUGAAGGUGUAGGGGUUCCAAAAAUUCCAGUUCAUCCCAUUGGAUAUCAUGAUGCAGAAAUAUUAUUACGAAAAGUCAGAAUGCACGUUCAUACAAACAAUAAAAUAACACGAAUUUACAAUGUCAUUGGCAUCCUCAGAGGAGCUGUGGAACCAGACAGAUAUAUUAUUUUAGGAGGUCAUAGAGACUCCUGGGUAUUUGGUGGUAUCGAUCCAACUACGGGUGCAGCUGUUCUGCAAGAGGUUGUACGGAGUUUUGGUAAAAUGAAGAUGGAAGGUUGGAGACCCAGGCGAACUAUUAUUUUUGCUAGCUGGGAUGCAGAAGAAUUUGGAUUGUUGGGUUCCACAGAAUGGGCUGAGGAAAAUGCCAGAGUCCUCCAGGAACGCGCAGUUGCUUACAUCAACGCAGAUUCUUCUAUAGAAGGUAACUACACAUUAAGAGUUGACUGCACCCCUCUUCUCUACAAACUGGUGUAUAAUCUGACAAAAGAGAUUUUAAGCCCUGAUGAGGGUUAUGAAAAUAAGUCUCUUUAUGAGAGUUGGCUUGAGAAAGAUCCUUCAACUGAAAAUAAUAGCUAUCCCAGGUAA